Messenger RNA from Naegleria gruberi, 699 nucleotides. RefSeq lists its product as uncharacterized. Lineage: Eukaryota; Heterolobosea; Eutetramitea; Acrasida; Naegleriidae. Bases 1 to 699 code for a protein of 232 amino acids. The record is from RefSeq and is a predicted model, not a curated record. The transcript has 4 exons.
AUGUUUGAGGAGUUUCUUGAUAGUAAAGAAAAGAAAGUGUUUAUUUAUACAUCUACACAAGCUGCUAUGGGAUAUUCUAAAUUGAGAGGAAAACCAAUGGAUGAAACUUCUGUAUGUGAACCUAGUUUCGAAUACGGAAAGACAAAACUGGAAACAGAGAAAAAACUACAAGAAAUGAUGGACAAUUAUAUGUUGAAAUCUGGAUCUCCAAAGCACUUAUAUAUUUUGAGAUUAACAGGAGUAACAGGAAGAAACGACACUUAUGCAGCAUUUGAAUUGAUACAAGCAAGUGCUUUCGGUCAAUCAAUGACAAUGAAGGAGGCUAUUGAUUGUACAUGUGAGGCUACUGGAUGGCCAAGACCUUUAUUUUCUAUACCACUGCCAUGGUUUAGGGUUUUUAUUGAAUAUGUUUCACCAAUUAUUAAUUGGACAAGAUCUACAAUUUUUGGAUUUGGAAGAGCAUCAUUUUUGUUUGCUCCGGAGACCAUCGAUUGUAUGGAGCAAAAUCAUUCAUUUUCAUCUGAAAAGGCUAUGACAGAAUUAGGAUAUAGUCCAAUGUCAACUAGAGAAGCUUUUCUGACAAGUAUUUCAGAACAUACCAAUAGGCUUCCAUCUAAAAGAAGUAUCAAGAUUUUACAGUUUGGUUUUUUAUUAAUGUCAGCUUAUUUGAUUUUAAGAACCGUUAAACUUAUUUUGUAA